Molecule: messenger RNA, 3232 nt
Organism: Chelmon rostratus (copperband butterflyfish)
Lineage: Eukaryota; Metazoa; Chordata; Actinopteri; Chaetodontiformes; Chaetodontidae
Gene: lum
Product: lumican
Exons: 3
Coding region: 611-1639 (342 amino acids)
Molecular function (GO): protein binding
Source: RefSeq, a predicted model, not a curated record
AUUCACAGCUCGAGAGGUACAGCUGAAUUUAUUCGACUUCAUAACCAGCGUCUGGGUUCAAUGGCUGCCAGAGAUCGUUUUCACAUUUUUCCACACUUCACUUCUCCGACUCUUUUGAUUUUUCCACAAACAGCCGACCCCACUCCAGCUUGAGUUUUUGCUUGCGCACCCUUUGCUGUUGUUUGGAGGACAGUCACCAGAAUGCACUGUGGUGGUUUGUAGAGGUGACAAACGGUAGAAAGGGUGGAGGGAAUACUAACAGCAGACAUUUGGUUUAGCUUUUUUUGCGGUGAAAUAUUCCUGCUCCUUGCUGCACCUGCUCUUUGUUAGUGAACAGCAGUUUUUGGAUGAUGCUCCUCCAGACAUUCUGAUGACACCUUCAAUUUAAAUGACGACCUGACUCCAGCUCGCUGGAGAAGCCUCCCCCCUCCUCCUCCUUCCUUUUUUCCCUUACUGUUUCUCCAUCUACCCCUCUCUCUCUCUCUCCUCCCCCUCUCUCCUUCUUUCCCUCUGUGUUUUUCUCCUGAGACUUCCAGUUUUUGAACAGCACACUGUUCUUACCUACUGGCCCUUCACCCCACGCUCACGAAGAGAGAGAACCACAGAAGCCAUGCUUCCUCUCCGCCUACCCCUGUUGGCCGUAUUGAUCAGUGUGGCCCUGUGCCAGUAUUAUGACUACGACUACCAGCCUGUCUCCAUGCUAGGACCCUCAGGGCCCAACUGUAAUCAAGAAUGCGAGUGCCCAAUCAACUUCCCCAGUGCCAUGUAUUGUGACAGCCGCAAGCUCAAGUUUGUUCCCAUAGUCCCAACAGGGAUCAAGUACCUGUACCUGCAGAAUAACCAGAUAGAGGAGAUCAAGGCAGGUGUGUUUGAUAAUGUUACUGAAGGACUUCGCUGGCUGGUACUUGACAACAACCAGAUUACCAAUGCUAAGAUAGCAAAGGGCACAAUCGACAAACUCACAGGCCUUGAGAAGCUGUUCUUCAGCUACAACAACCUGACAGAGCCAGUCAUCCCUCCCUCAAAGUCCCUUGAUGAGCUGAAGAUGAUGCACAACAAGCUGUCCAAGUUCCCCUCUGGGCUCUUGACUGACAAGGAGAAUUUGACCUCCGUCAACCUUCAGCACAAUCAGCUGACCUCCGAUGCCAUCUCGGGGGCAUUCAAAGGGCCCAAGAAGCUGCUGUCCCUGGAUGUGAGCCACAACAAGCUGAAGAAGCUGCCAGCCGGAGUCCCCAGUUCGCUGGAGAUCCUCUAUGCUGACUACAACGACAUUGACGGUGUCGGAGCAGGAUACCUGAACAAGCUGCCCUCGCUGCAGUACCUGAGGAUCUCCCACAACAAGCUGGUGGACUCUGGACUCCCCGCUGGAGUGUUCAAUGCAUCAUCACUGGUGGAGCUGGACCUGUCUUUCAACAAACUGCAGUCCAUCCCUGAGAUCAACGAGCAGCUGGAACAGCUCUACCUCCAGGCCAACGAGAUCAAUAAGUUUGAACUGGCAAGUUUCUGCAAGUUCACUUCACCCGUCAACUUUUCCCGCCUGAAGCAUCUGCGUCUGGACGCCAACAAUGUCACACAUAGCAGCAUGCCCCCUGACUAUGUCAACUGCCUGCGCCUUGCUUCAGAUAUCAUGUUUGAAUAAGGACCCCCCCCAAAAUCCAUGACCUUUCCAUGACCCCCUUAUCUGCAGCUCAGCCCAAAGCCUUCUGGAUUUAAAUGUCAUAGUAUCCCUUCUUUCAAAGUACUCACAUGUCUUUGCACAUAAGUAGUAUGCACAUCUGGGAUAUUUUAAUGGGAUCUUACGUACAUUAAAUAUAUAUUUUGAGUAAAUCAAGAGCUGAGCAAAUCUGAGAUACAAUCAAUGGAAAGACAAGCUAUCAAGAAUUUUGCCAGCGUUUUUGCAACACAUUCAAUCAGAUUGUUAAAUUCAACAAGAAUCAAACAAGUGUUUCAAAUAUUUGGCUCUAGAUAUGAAUAAAUAUUCUCACUGUUGAAAUAAGUAUGAAGGCAAAAAAAAUGUAAGUAAAAAAAUAAAAAAAAUAUAUAUAUGAAACAUAAAUAGCCAAAAGUUCUUUAAAUAGAAAAGAAUUCAUGGUAAAACACACACUUUAAACAUUCCAAACAUUUGAUUAUAAUGAAUACAGACACACUGGAGUAAACAAUGGCUCCAAUGUCUCAAUUCAAUGCUAGUGUUAUGUUGUUGUCCGUUUUGUGUGUUCCAGUGUUUAGCAUGUAUAAUAUAAUGUGGGUACAGUAAUUAAUCCAUUGCUGUGCAAAGGACCAGCAAAUAAGGACUGCCUAAUGUGAGAAAUGAUGAACAAAUGUAAAAUAGCAGUUACAUAGCAGUCACAUUUUCCACAUCUUGAACAAAUCAAAGUGGCUUUAAUGAAAAUACCAGUGCUAUUUACUCAUGUUUGCCAUUGAAUGCCUUCUUCAAAUUCAAAUGGUGCCAAGUCCCACUCAUUGACGUCUUGGAACUGUUAAGUAAAAUUUCUGUUUAUGAAGUACUUGGGGUUGAAAGGUACAAUAAAUGACACAUGAUUAAAAGACAGUGGUUAUUAUCUUUGAAACAACUUUGCUCAGUUAAACCUUGAGAUUACAGUAUGAUGUUUUCUUGAAAUCACAAGUCACGUUGUUUCUUUACUUUAGCUAAUUCCUAGCUGUCUACUGUCAUGCGCAUUGCUGAUUUGUAUACAACAUUUGCAUUACUUGCAUGCAACCAAUGGUACCAUUCUUUGAUAAUAAACUACAGCUUUUGCAGUUAAGGUGCUUUCAUUGUUACGUUGUUGUUUGCCAUGUCUGAUAAAUGCUUCUUACCAUUACAAAGUCAACUUGGCAGCAGUGUCACGUUGACUGAAGUUAUGCUAUUAGAAUAAUGCUGUUUCGGUAAUUUUUCAUUUCAUUGAUUUGUUUUCUGGCCUUUGACUCAGUAACUGGAUUUGAACUUGGAAUUACUGUAAGGAAACCAAACACAGUUGAAUAAACUAUAUUUCCAACAUAUUUGUAUGAUAUCACUUUUUAAUCCUGCUCUAAUUAACUUCUAGCAUGUACUGAAAAACCAAUUAAUAAAGUCACCUCAUUUGACUGAGCAGAAAUGCAAGUUGCAUAUAGCCACAGUAGCCAGGCAUCCCUUAUCCAUUAUAUUUAGCUAAUAGUUUAUGAUUCAUUAAAUGCUACAUUAAUUUUUUGUAAAUCUGUAAUUAGCCCCUAAUAAAGACUUUUUUUUUUUGCUUGA